UCAGCAGCGGGUCACGUGGUGGGGCGGAAGCGUUUAUGUGAGCCAUGCUGAAUCCCGCGCGGGCGCAGCCAUUUGCUCUCUUCCUCGAUCACUUCAACACCGAGUGACUGCAGCACAAAGACCAACACACACUCACAGUACAGCGAUGGCGGAGAACGAGCCACAAGUUCAGUUUAAGCUGGUUCUGGUAGGUGAUGGAGGUACGGGGAAAACCACCUUCGUGAAGAGACACUUGACUGGGGAAUUUGAAAAGAAAUAUGUUGCUACACUUGGAGUUGAGGUACAUCCCCUGGUCUUCCACACUAACAGAGGAGCCAUCAAAUAUAAUGUAUGGGACACAGCCGGACAAGAGAAGUUCGGUGGCCUGAGAGAUGGCUAUUACAUCCAGGCUCAGUGUGCAAUCAUCAUGUUUGAUGUAACUUCUCGAGUCACCUAAAAUGUGCCCAACUGGCAUCGUGACUUGGUGCGCGUGUGCGAGAACAUUCCCAUAGUGCUUUGUGGUAACAAAGUGGACAUCAAGGACAGGAAGGUCAAAGCAAAGAGCAUCGUGUUCCACCGUAAGAAGAAUCUACAGUACUAUGACAUCUCUGCCAAGAGUAAUUAUAACUUUGAGAAGCCCUUCCUGUGGCUCGCACGGAAGCUGAUUGGAGAUCCCAAUCUGGAGUUUGUGGAAAUGCCUGCGCUUGCACCACCUGAAAUUGCUAUGGACCCAACACUUGCUGCACAGUAUGAGCACGACUUGAAAGUGGCAUCAGAAACAGCUCUCCCAGAUGAAGAUGACGACCUUUAACCUGUUAGCCUCUGACCUCAUGGCGAUGUCACUGAUGUUUCCCUGGUGACUGGUCCUUCCCCUGCCCCUUUUACUGUACAACCCUCCCUCCCCCCAGCGCAGAAUAUUUUUAUUUUUCAAUUUUCGGUUUGUUUUGUGUUUUGAAUUUGAGUAAAUUGUGUGGUUCAUUUCAUUGUAGACAUGCUAACUGUUUCCACCAGAUACACACAUGCAGACAUGCCUACACUUUGACACAUUCGCUCACUCAAAGGUGUGAGAGCAGGCUGAGUGUCCCCAGUGCUUACUUCUAUAUGUAAAGCUCUAAGCACUUAGAGGAAUUCUUGGAAUAAAAACAUUCUCAAUAUAAUCAUGCUUGGUUUCCACAGUUUAUUUGACUUGUAUUUAAUGUCACUGAAAAUAAAACUAUUGGUUUGGUA
Messenger RNA from Danio aesculapii, 1206 nucleotides. Its product is annotated as GTP-binding nuclear protein Ran-like. The record is from RefSeq and is a predicted model, not a curated record. Gene Ontology annotation, cellular component: nucleus; cytoplasm. Gene Ontology annotation, molecular function: GTPase activity; GTP binding. Lineage: Eukaryota; Metazoa; Chordata; Actinopteri; Cypriniformes; Danionidae. Gene Ontology annotation, biological process: ribosomal subunit export from nucleus; protein import into nucleus.